Notolabrus celidotus (New Zealand spotty) is the source of this 3589-nucleotide messenger RNA. It is a transcript of the gene epdr1, whose product is annotated as ependymin related 1. Gene Ontology annotation, biological process: cell-matrix adhesion. The coding region runs from base 82 to 720 and encodes 212 amino acids. Gene Ontology annotation, molecular function: calcium ion binding. The transcript is spliced from 3 exons. Gene Ontology annotation, cellular component: lysosome; extracellular region. The record is from RefSeq and is a predicted model, not a curated record. NCBI's taxonomy places the organism in Eukaryota, Metazoa, Chordata, Actinopteri, Labriformes, Labridae.
AGGAAGCGCUUGUCUGAAUCAGGUGCAGCAUCAAUAACACCGGGAUCAUCAUCAGACGUCGCCCUGGUUCUCCCUGGAACAAUGCACCGACUCCUGAUCGUGCUCCUUGCCGCAGUAUGGGCCUCUGUCCCCGGCCUGGGCAGGCUGGAGGUGUCCCCGGCUGCAGGGCCCUGCCUGGCCCCGCUGCAGUGGGAGGGCAGGUGGGUCCAGUACGACCACAGCACCGGGAGGAACAGCCGCUCAGCUGUGUCCUACGACGGCGUGAACCAGAGACUCCGAGUCCUGCAGCAGAACAAGAAACACACCCCGUGUCAGAAGUUUUUUGAGUACAUCUACCUGUACCAAAGCAUGGUGAUGUUCCAGAUUGACCAGAAGACCAAAGACUGCUCAAAGAUCGCUCUGAGCGAGGCCUGGGAUCCCUUCGACAUCCCAGACAACUCCACCUUCGAGGACCAGUACAUCAUCGGAGGCCCCGGGGACAACGUAGAGGUUCAGGAGUGGUCGGACAGAAAGCCGGCACGCCAACAUGAGACCUGGGUGGGCGUCUACACCCUGAAGGACUGCUACCCGGUGCAGGAGACCUACACCAGGAACAGCAGCGUCACCACCUCCACCCGCUUCUUCAACCUCCAGCUGGGCAUCAGCGACCCAGACGUCUUCACGCCGCCCAGCACCUGUCAAUCAGCCCGGCCUGAGAGGAUGCUGGAGUCCUACUGCUGAGCCCUCACCUUUGACUGUAGACGCCUAAAAGGGAUAAUCCCGCUUUUUUAGCUUUUGUGAGAUAAUUGUCUGUUACAAUCUUUUGUUUAAUGAGCUAACACAAGCAGCAUUUCUAUCCUGCAAGAAUACAAUUAAUGAGUGCGAAAUAUUCAACCGUGAAACAAGUGAGAAUCAAAGGGUAACGAAGAUAACCACCAGGUUCAGGUGAAGACCCUGAAACUGUGACUUUAACAUUCAGAGCCCUUAUUAAGUUCCCUUCAAAAUACCACAUUAACAACUUGGUUCAAGGUUUCACCCCCUGGGAUUAUGACUCUUUGAGCAGCAGCUUCAUUUACAAUAUUAAAGACACAGAUUCAAACAUUAGGAACAACAAAACAAACACCAAACGACACAUUCAGUUUGACUAAUCCCUGCACUCCUCUGAAUGAUUGAACAAAGCUUGUGUGCUUUUAAAAAUGUGCUUUUGUUUUUGUAACCAUAAAAAAAAGAAAUUCUUGAUAGAAAAUAGAUUUUUAAUUUAUGUAAUCUGCGAACAAAAAUAGUUCAAGAACUUCUUUUCAGGCGUUUGCACUGUAACCUUUCACUUCUGAUCCUUGACAUGAGAACAAGAUCAGGUUUUAGGACCUCCUUGUGGUUUUAUUCUCUGACUGUAUUUUUUAAAAAGUACAAUCAGUGUACUCUUAAACCUGGUUUAUACUUCUGCGUCAAGGUCCACGUAGCUCCCAGGCCUACGCACGUAGCCGACACGUACCUCCUCCAAAAUGUAACUUUGGGUCAGAUGGAAGCGGACUGAAGCCCUGUAGUGGUAGUGUGUUAUUCAGUCCUCAUCAUAGACUGUAUAAAUAAUGGACGUAGUAUCCGUGACGUCACCCAUCUGUUUCUGAAGCGCUGUUUUGAGGCAGAUCUGCAUCGGCAGACAUAUUACUGCUGUGGAGCGAUUGUGACGUAAAGAGGCGGGCUUUGAGUCUCCUCGCCAACAGCUACAGUGUUCCCGCCUGUCAAUCAAGUCAGCUGUGCCUCUCAUUGGAAGACUCGUAAUCUCAAUAUCUUUGAAAUUACGGUGUUUUUAAAAAAUUCACCCCCCGUACAGUGUGUGAGGAUAGAGCAAUGAGCUAUCCAGACUACACUGGCCAGGCUGUAAACAUGUUUAUUUCUGCUGUAAAGAUCGUCUCCUUUGAAUGGGUGUGUAUGUGGUUUUACGCAGCCUCAAGCAGAUCCUUGAUGAGCUUCAAUUUUUAGCACCUCAAUAUUGGACUCAUAUUUUGAGACCAGAGGUUGCAGCUUAGUCAUCAUACAUAACACAAUAUUUUUUUACAGUACAGACACUUUCAAGAAAGCAUCAGAAGUGCAUCUAGUGAUGACUGAAAAGGCCUAGGCAGAAGCAUAAUGCUUAUUUAAGCCUAGCCUACAUUUUCUCAAAUAAAGCUACCAAGCUUCCCAAGUGUAGAGAAACAAAACAAAACAAAACAAAACAAAACAAAACAUGAGAAUCAUGAACACUUGGAGCCUUCAAAAACUGUGAUUGGUCCGCUCAGGCGCAUAGUAUUUUCCCGGAACCCCCCGCUCAUCUGCCGUGUAUUUCACCUCCUCCUCUCUAUUCUUCCCUGUAAUCAUGUCUGUAUGAUAAACAGCAACAUGUAUCAGCUGUAGAUUAACACGCUCUGAAUCUCUGUGGAAAAGGAAACAGAGAUCAUAGAAGGAGGAAACAGACAACCCGACUAUCAGAGAGACCACACUGCCCUCUAGUGGUCCGGCGGAGUAUUGCUGCGUGACACAGACACAAUGCUUACCUCCACGUUGACUACUGCUGCAUAGGGUCGAUGCAGAAGUAUAAACCAGGCUUUAAUUCAACUCCAGGACUGACUGGUGUACAAAAGAGUGAUGAGUCUGACCUUAUUAAGAUGGGAAAUUUCAGAUUUGAUGGUACUAGUUAAUAAUCAAAGGUUAUAGCACACCAUAUUUAACCACAUGAGACCCAUUGAGAUCAAGACCUCAUUUAUAUGGCCCCAGUCCAAGCAUAGCUUGGCAGCGAGAGCCGCCGCAUCAAGUAGGUGCCUCCCUUCACUGGUGUUUCAUCCAGUUGGACCCACAACACCUCAGGGAGGUCCAACAGUUAGCUCCCUGAACCACCAGCUUUUAUGCUAGCUCUCAGCGCCGUCAUACCAUCAAUCAAAGAGAGAAGAACAGAAAGGAGUCUGCAGAAAGAUGCUAGAAGAAGCUUCUUAUAAGCUUCCGACUGGGUUACGCUGUACGCUGUACGCUCCACUCUUCCAUAGUCAUGAGAGAGGGAGAAAAAGGUUUGAGUGAGAGGACAAGGAAGGCAAAGCCAGGUUAAGUAGCCUGUUUGGACUAAAGCCGCCAACCUCCCACUUUGUUUGGCUGUACCUCCUUCUACUCCCCCUUUCAUGAAGCUAAAGAGAAAAAGGGUUUAACAACAGGACAGGGAGGUUGAACCAGGGUGAGGAGACAGGUUGGGCUGGAGCUUACCCCUGCUGGGUUAGGUGUUGUACCCCCCUGCUAGAUCUCACUCCUGCCAGGUUAGGCUGUAUGCUCUACCUCCCUCUGCUCCCCCAUUCCCUACUGUUCUAAAGGGGUCUAUGUUUCAAGAAAGGUCCACCUGCUGAUGUGGAAUUUUAAAGUGUAAAUACAAACUGAAUUCAACCAUCAUGUGUGGGAUUUCUAAAUUUCUUAUGAUACUGGAUGAGAAGUUGAACCCUUACUGGAGAUGGUAAGAUUACUGGGUCUCUUACAACUUCAUUUAUCUUUUAAACGUCAUUACGGGUACGAGUACAGCACAAUUUACUUUGAACAAACACUGUUAAAGAACUGUAUCUGCUGCAUUAACUGUAAUAAAAAUGAGGAAACAAGA